Messenger RNA from Drosophila serrata, 1199 nucleotides. RefSeq names its product Sorbitol dehydrogenase 2 (gene Sodh2). Gene Ontology annotation, biological process: D-sorbitol catabolic process. Lineage: Eukaryota; Metazoa; Arthropoda; Insecta; Diptera; Drosophilidae. The record is from RefSeq and is a predicted model, not a curated record. Gene Ontology annotation, molecular function: L-iditol 2-dehydrogenase (NAD+) activity; zinc ion binding.
UACUGAACUCAGUUCAAAAUCAGCUUUUAUAGUGAACAGACGUGUGCUACUGCAAGGAAUAUUUAAUUUAUAUUUAAUACCGGGUAAACAUGGCAACGGACAACCUAACAGCUGUGCUCCAUGGCAUCGAGGACCUGCGUCUGGAGCAACGUCCGAUUCCGGAAAUCGCCGACGAUGAGGUGCUGCUGGCCAUGGACAGCGUGGGCAUCUGUGGAUCUGAUGUGCACUACCUCGCCCAUGGUCGCAUUGGAGACUUUGUGCUGACCAAGCCAAUGAUCAUUGGCCACGAGGCAGCUGGUGUUGUGGCCAAACUGGGCAAGAAGGUGACCCAUCUGAAGGUGGGUGACCGUGUGGCCAUCGAGCCGGGAGUGCCAUGCCGCUACUGCGACCACUGCAAGGGUGGUCAGUACAAUCUCUGCGCCGACAUGGUCUUCUGUGCCACUCCACCUUAUGAUGGAAAUCUGACAAGGUACUACAAGCAUGCGGCGGACUUCUGCUUCAAGCUUCCCGAUCACGUGUCCAUGGAGGAGGGUGCGCUCUUGGAGCCACUUUCAGUGGGAGUGCACGCCUGCCGCCGCGCCGGAGUCGGCUUGGGCUCCAAGGUGCUCAUUCUGGGUGCCGGACCUAUUGGCCUGGUCACCCUACUGGCCGCUCAGUCCAUGGGAGCUUCGGAGAUUCUGAUCACUGACCUGGUGCAGCAGCGUCUGGAUGUGGCCAAGGAGCUAGGAGCCACGCACACGUUGCUUUUACAGCGGGAUCAGCCUGCCGAGGAGACCGUCAAGGUAGUUCAUGAGACGAUGAGCGGAGUUCCGGACAAAGCCAUCGAUUGCUGUGGAGCUGAGAGCAGCGCCAGACUGGCCAUCUUUGCCACACGAUCCGGUGGAGUGGUGGUGGUUGUGGGCAUGGGAGCUCCAGAGGUGAAGCUGCCACUGAUCAAUGCCUUGGCCCGUGAGAUUGACAUCCGAGGAGUUUUCCGUUACUGCAAUGACUAUUCCGCCGCCUUGGCCUUGGUGGCCUCCGGCAAGGUGAACGUGAAGCGUCUGGUGACGCACCACUUCGACAUCACAGAGACGGCCGAGGCGUUCGAGACUUCGCGCCUCGGCAAAGGAGGGGCCAUCAAGGUCAUGAUCCACGUCCAGCCGCGGGAUGCCAACAAUCCAAUAAAAUUCUAAAUAUAUAAAAUCUUAUCUUUAAACCUA